Messenger RNA from Aphis gossypii (cotton aphid), 2497 nucleotides. Its product is annotated as endochitinase. The record is from RefSeq and is a predicted model, not a curated record. Gene Ontology annotation, cellular component: extracellular region. The transcript is spliced from 12 exons. Lineage: Eukaryota; Metazoa; Arthropoda; Insecta; Hemiptera; Aphididae. Gene Ontology annotation, molecular function: acyltransferase activity, transferring groups other than amino-acyl groups; chitin binding; chitinase activity. The coding region runs from base 489 to 2459 and encodes 656 amino acids. Gene Ontology annotation, biological process: carbohydrate metabolic process; chitin catabolic process.
UAGAGUAAUCACGAAACAACGGUAGCGAAUUAGUUUAUUUUUUUUUUUUGUAAAUAUUUUUUUAUUUAAACGUUUAUAAUUAUAAAUCAUGAAAAAAGUCUGUACCUAAAAGAAAAUCCAGUACCGAAGAUUAGUGACGGGCGUAUUGCCAACAAUAUUACAUGUGCGAUCAUGGGAAAUUGAUGACAUUCGUUUGUCAACCCGGCACUGUUUGGAAUCAAGAGGAAUUGGUAUGCGAUUGGCCUUCCCGAACUACCCAGUCAAAUUGCAUAGAAGUUUAAUUUAUAAAAUAUAGCAUUCGGAUAUAGAUAAUAUACAAGAAAAUUAUAUGUUAACAAAAAUGUAACAAUAGUAAAUUUACAUUAAAAGGAAGUUACAUUGUCCGCAGUAACAUGUGUUUUACUUUUGUCACCUCUAAACUUCCCGUCUUAUAUAUAACUAACUCCGUUCAGCGUGUACACGUCUUAGUUGAAUGGUAGCAAUCGACGAUGAAAGAAUUAAUAUUACUCGUUCUUUUUUCGCUGGCCUCUGCAGCAUGGGCUGCGGGCCUCGAAUCAAUUCCUUUUGGAUUUUACGAGGAGCUCAAGAACAUCGAGCACGACCAAUGUAGCAAAGACGUGAAAAUUAUGUUGGACGGAGUGAAAAAUCUAGACAAAUGGGCAUUGGAAAUGAUAGAUUCAUCGGCGAAGAUGCCAUCAGGAAUACUAAGAGGCAAUUUGAAUCAAUAUGGCGAUUUCGACGAGUGUAUCAACGUAAUCGACAAUAAUGGAAUAUCGGGACAAUACUGUUUGAUCGCGAUCCAAUUAAAAAAUCCCGUUUUCAGUAACUAUAUCAGUGCUUAUCACCAAGUGAAAAAUAAUUUGACCGACCCUGGCCAUCGUUUACCAAAGUUUUCUACAGUAUACUGGGGAAUUUGUGUGCCGUCCUCUUGCGAUCCAAGUGACGUGGCCUCUGCUGCAAAUUCGACUGCUCUAAAGUUCCAACACGUCGAAGUUCUCGUUGAAAACGACAUGUGCCAGGUGAAACGCAUACCGAAAAAAUCAACAGAUUUCGAUUGGGUACGGUUUUGUGUGGCAAUUUUCAUUUUAAUGAUGUCAAUGUUUGGACAAGGAGCAAUAUGCACCCCCGACGAACUCGAUCCUGACGUGGAACGAACUGCACCCCUUAUGCUUCGAAUAUCGCGUGUACUAAGGAAAUCGUUUGCAAUCAGGCCGAACUUUAAAUCUCUAUUUAUUUCCCCUACUAGAGACGGGUUCAAGAGCAUACAAGGUAUUCGAGCUCUCAACAUGAUUGCUUUGCUAUUGUGUCACAUGGUCAUGGCCAAAAUGUUUUUGCCAUACUUAAAUAAAACCGAAAUGUCCGAAAAUAUGUCAAAACCAUGGCUCAUCACAGGAAGAGUGGCUUAUUUAUACACGGAUUCUUUUUUGGUCAUUAGUGGUUUAUUGGCAGCAUAUACAUUAAGUAAAUUUUCACCGGUCAAGAGUAUUAUUUCACGUUAUAUACGAUUGACUGCAACUCUAGUAACUGUAAUGAUUAUUUGUGCUAAAUACUUACCCCAAAUGAGUUAUGGGCCUAUGUGGAAUAUGGUCAUCACACGACAUUCUGACCUUUGUUACAAGAACUGGUGGAGAAACUUACUGUAUAUUCAAAACUUAUUUGGUUUUAAAAAUAUGUGUUUAACGCACACUCAUCAACUUGCUAUAGACUUUCAAUUGUUCAUUAUGGCUAUCCCAUUAAUGUAUUUAUUAAGAAAAAGUAAAGCUGUUGCGCUGUUCGUUAUCGCUGCAAUUAUGUCCGCAUCAACAAUACUACGUUAUCAAGCAGUCAAAAAUAAUGAUUUGGCCACGGUUGUUUAUUUUGGAUCAAACAUUUCACAAUUGAAUCGUACUUUUGAUUUAACAUACACUUUACCGACACACCGAGCAACCGUUUAUCUAAUGGGCUUUUUGGUUGGCUAUUGGAUGCAGCAACGCGGUCGUUUAAAUAUUUCCAGUGCACAAGUGAAGAAGGCAUGGCUCGUAGCGACUGCUUGUGGACUGUUAGCGGUGUUUGGGCCAUAUCAGCUGUCUAACAUGAACUAUGUUUACAAUAAUAUUCACCUAGCGAUUUUUAAUGCAGCCGCACCCAUCUUAUGGUCUGUUUUCAUACUGUGGUGCAUCAUUGCCACCGACAAUGGUAACGGAGGUUGGUUUGGAAGACUAUUGUGUUGUAAACCUUUUACGAUGCUAUCAAAAAUAUCUUAUGCCGUUUACCUGGUACAGUAUCCUGUGUUCUUCUAUUACGUUGGAUCGACCAGAGGUCCGUCCUUACACACUACAGCUACAAUGUUCGACGUUGGUCAAAUGAUACUGAUUGCUGGUUUAUCAGUUUUUCUGACGUUAGCCAUCGAUAUCCCAUUCCAAAAAAUUGGCAAACACGUGACGGAAAGUGGAUCAAACGACAAAGUUAAAUCAUUAUAAACUGUUCACUUAUAGUAAAGUUUAUAUUUUAAUACUAA